This is a messenger RNA of Meloidogyne enterolobii, 1363 nucleotides long. NCBI's taxonomy places the organism in Eukaryota, Metazoa, Nematoda, Chromadorea, Rhabditida, Meloidogynidae. The record is from the annotation of a GenBank genome assembly.
CGAGUCUUGCGAUAAAGAUGCCGAUUGUGAAUUGAAAGGUUCAAUCUGUUUACGGCAGACUUGUCAAUGUCAUCCUUUCUAUCAAAUGGUUAAAUCUGAAAAGGGGGGAAGUACUUCAGCGAGAUGUAGUCGAUUGCCUGCAAAAGUCGGGCAGGAAUGCCAGAGCAAAUGUAGAGAACCUCUCUUUUGUAGAGGAGGUCGUUGUCAAUGCGUUCAACGUGGAUCAACAUCAAUUGUAAAUGGAGAAUGUGUAUCUGUCUCUCGUGUGGGUGAUCGAUGUUCUCGGCAUUAUGAUUGUACAUCACCUUUUUCUGCUUGUGUUAAUCACCAAUGUGUUUGUAUUUCGGGUACAAUUCAGCAAGGCAGCAAAUGUGUUGCUACUUCUAAUUGUCCACUUGGUGGGGCACCUGCUGGAAUAUGCACCCGUAAAGCACAACCUAGCCAAAUACUCAACUUUGUUGAGGAGGCUGAUACUUGUUCCCAAGGCUUUUAUUGUGUUACAACUCCAGAAUCACCCGUAGGUCAUUGCUGUCCAGCAGUAUGCCCUCUAGGUUCAUCAGUAGAUAGUUCAUUUAGUUGCAUAUCCGGUGGAAGUUUUGGUAUUCCCGAAGUUUCUACAACCCAAACAACACCUUCAUUUUCAGCAUUUUUUGGCCGUGAUCCUCCCACCAAUCCACCUUCAUUGGCCAACCUAACUCGUAUAUUUUCACAUUUACUUCCCCGUCCGGCAUGUCCAUCGGAAACUCAUUUUUGUCAUUUUCUUGCUGGUGACACAUUUUCCCAAGCAAUUUGUUGUAAAAGACCUUGUAAUUCAAUGGCUCCAGAAUCUUUAUAUUUAAAUGGGGAAUGUGUUACUCGUGGACAAUUGGGAUCUGAAUGUCGGUUUCACGAACAGUGUGGAGCAGCAGAAGGAAUGACUUGUGUUAAAGGUCAAUGUCAGUGUAUUGAUGGAUUUUCCCCAUUGUCUGAUGUAAUUACUCAUCCUACUAAAAAUCCGAGUCAACAAUGUCGUCGAGACUGUGAUAAAAGUAGCAGUAUAAGCCGGGAUACAAAUUGUUUGAGUAAAUCACAACUUGGUGGUCCCUGUUUUGUCCAAGAACAAUGUCCAGACCAGGCUGGAUGCUACAGAGGCCGCUGUCUUUGCCGGUGUGGUUAUAAAAUGGCAAAUAGUAAAUGUAUCCCUCUACCUCCCCCAUCAACUCAAAGACCUCAAACUGUGCCAAGUUGGCAAAAAAUUUUGUUAAAUUUUUUAGUCAUUGAAUUUCAGUUGUUCCAAACAAUCCAGAUCUUCUUGGCAUUUUCAGCAAUUUUUUUACUGGAGGAGUUCAGGGUUAAAGAUACAACAAUACUUAUGUAUAAUUAA